AUGGCGAAGCGAAUAAUUGAGGUAUUCAUGGAUGAUUUUUUGGUUUUUGGAUCUUCUUUUGAUGCAUGCCUUGAGAAUUUAGCUCCAGUUUUGCAACGAUGUCAAGAGACAAAUUUAAUUUUGAAUUGGGAAAAAUGCCAUUUCAUGGUUAAGAGGGGUAUCGUGCUAGGACAUGUAGUGUGUCAUCGGGGAUUGAGACAUUUCAUCAAAGAUUUUUCUAAGAUCACAAGACCUCUUUGCGAUUUAUUGGCUACAGAUGUAGUUUUUGAUUUUGACAAAGAGUGCUUGGAAGCUUUUAAUGUGUUGAAACAUGCAUUAACCUCGUUUCCUAUUAUUUCUGCUCCUAAUUGGUCAUUAUUGUUUGAGCUUACGUGUGAUGCAUCUCAUUAUGUUGUUGGUGCGGUUCUUGGCCAAAGGGAUGGUAAGGCGUCUCAUGUUAUUUAUUAUGCUAGUCGCACUUUGAAUGACACACAACUCAAUUACUCCACCAUAGAAAAAGAGUUGCUGAAAGAUGCCAAGCCUAGGUUGAUUAGGUGGAUUCUCCUACUUCAAGAGUUUGAUUUGGAGAUCAAAGAUAAAAAGGGUAGUGAGAAUGUGGUGGCCGAUCUCCUUUCACGCAUUGUGGAAGAAGGGACUAACUUUUCAAGAAAAGAAGAAAUUUUUAGCUUUGGUCAAGCAUUAUUAUUGGGAGGAUCCUUACUUGUUCAAGCAUGGACCCUACCAAAUAAUUCACCGGUGAGUUCCCAAAGAAGAACAAGAGAGCAUUCUACGUCAUGCACAUGUGCUUGCUUGUGGUGGACACUUUGGAGCCAAGAAAACGGCUUUAAAAGUGCUCCAAUCAGGUUGGGCAAUAUUGGUAGAAGGAAUGAGAUGACUUUGAAUAGCAUUUUAGUGGUUGAGAUGUUUGAUGUGUGGGGUAUUGAUUUUAUGGGUCCUUUUUCCCCUUCUUACGGCUAUGCUUAUAUCCUUGUAGCGGUGGAUAACAUCUCAAAAUGGGUUGAAGCCCUAGCUACUAGGACCAAUGAUCAUAGAGUUGUCCUUACAUUUCUUAAGGAUAUGAUUUUUACUAGGUUUGGAACCCCUAGGGCCAUUAUUUGUGAUGGUGGUAGUCAUUUUUGCAAUAAGCCUUUUGAAGCUUUGUUGAAAAAAUACAACAUCACUCACAAAAUAGCCACCCCAUGCCAUCCCCAAACAUCAGGUCAAGUGGAAGUUAACAAUAGGGAGAUCAAACGAAUUUUGGAGAAAACUGUGAACUCCUCUUGGAAAGAUUGGGCUAUCAAGCUUAACGAUGCUUUGUGGGCAUAUAGGAUAGCUUUUAAAACACCCAUUGGUGAGGAAAGGAAAUUACAACUCAACGAGUUAGAGGAACUUCGUCUUGAAGCUUAUGAAAAUGCAAAGAUUUACAAGGAACGCACAAAGGCGGCAUAUGACAAAUUGAUUCAACCGAAAAAAUUUACCGAAGUUGAUCAAGUCCCAAAUCUAACACCAUAG
Tripterygium wilfordii is the source of this 1491-nucleotide messenger RNA. RefSeq lists its product as uncharacterized. The transcript is spliced from 7 exons. Bases 1 to 1491 code for a protein of 496 amino acids. Gene Ontology annotation, molecular function: nucleic acid binding. Gene Ontology annotation, biological process: DNA integration. NCBI's taxonomy places the organism in Eukaryota, Viridiplantae, Streptophyta, Magnoliopsida, Celastrales, Celastraceae. The record is from RefSeq and is a predicted model, not a curated record.